Molecule: messenger RNA, 1833 nt
Organism: Rhizopus microsporus ATCC 52813
Lineage: Eukaryota; Fungi; Mucoromycota; Mucoromycetes; Mucorales; Rhizopodaceae
Exons: 1
Coding region: 1-1833 (610 amino acids)
Molecular function (GO): protein binding
Source: RefSeq, a predicted model, not a curated record
AUGUCAAAGUGGAAUAAGUUGCCAAUAGAAGUCCUCAGCUUGGUAUUUAACAAUGACAACUUUACCAGGAAGGACUAUUACCAAUGCCUAUUAGUCUGUAAGGAGUGGAAGACAUCGUCGGAAAUAUAUCUUUAUAAAAGCGUCGUACUCAGCAAGACAAGACGCUUAUACAAAUUUAUUGCUUGCUUAGAAAGGUCAAGAUUGGGAUCUCUUGUCAAGAAAAUAGAUUUGUUCGACUUGGUGAGCCCAUUGAAUUAUGACGACAUUGAGGGCGUCUUACGAAGAAUAGCAUCACUUUGUCCUAAUGUCGAAUAUCUCACAGCAGCAGAAGAACCUUGCCAUUCGUUCUGGUUGGAUUUGGUUUAUUUAUCAUUUGCUUACUGGAGUAAUUUGAAACAAAUACCAGAUCCAAACGCAAACUUUGUUGAAUAUACACUUUGCACCUUCAACUUUAAAAAUUCCUUACGCCGAAUAGCUAUUCCAAACUGUCAUCCUCAAAGCGUGUGGGGUCAAGACGUUAUUAGGCAUCUAAAAUAUUUUCCACACGUAGACACUGUAGUGAUAAAACACGGUGCACGAGUACUUCGGCUGAUAGAUUAUGAUCCUAUAAUUGAAGAAUGUCCACAGCUAAUAAAUCUGGAAGCGUGUAUAAAAGAGUAUAAAGGAGACGAUGAUCUGCUCGAUUGGGAGGAACAAGACGCUAGUCUCAGUAUACAAUACAGCAUAAACGAACUGAAACCACGACCGAAUGUGAAGCGACUGAAUGUAGAAAUAAACUAUGACCCAUCUCUGCUGAGUUACAUUAUGCAUAAAUUUCCCAAUCUUCAAGAACUACAAAUGAUCAUCCAUGCUGGAGGCACCACUAGACACCAUCACGAGUAUUCAACGGUCGAAAAUAGCAAGUUUUCAGAAUACGUUCUCAAGAUACCGAAACACUCUGUUCGACUCACUUGUUCACCGCAAAAUGCAUGUUCACUGUUGGAAAUGACUCGACCGAAGGAGCUACAGAUGCAGAUGAAAUACAACACAGAGUAUGCAUCUUUUACACCACUUCUAUUUGAAACAACAACGAGACCCUUGACGAUCGAAAUGAACUCAGACAAACCAACUAAACUAAUGUCGGCCUGUUCACUUCAAAGAAGUGUGUUAAAGGAGAUAUGGAAGGGAUGUAAAAACAGUAUAGAGAAAUUACAUUUUUCAACGGGAGCAGAAAUGUAUGAAUAUAUCUCAUUCAAUGACGAAAAGAGCAAAUGGUUAGAAGAUAUAUUACGAAACUGUCAAAAGCUGAAAGCUCUUCAUCUCACCUGCGUCAACCUUGAUCCUCCUGCAUCAGAAGUAGUAAGGAAAAAGCUAAUUAAUCCUUCAGUCGAAAAUCUAUCAUUGAAAAUCAUACGUUACGAACAAAAGGUCCUCACACAGUACCUUUCACUCCUCCCUUCAUUAAAAUCCUUCAAACUGAUUAGCUACAUCCAGAUUAUGGGAAAACGAGACAAUGUAUUUGAUAUCAAAAUACCUCAUGCAGCACUUGAAAAAUUGGACGUCGAUUUAUCCUUUUUUUGGGACAAAAGCUGUUAUCUUUGGAAAUCAUCAUCAAAAGAAUCACCGCAGAACUUGAGGAUCAAGGCUGUGCUCUUGCAUGUAUUCCCGAAAAAAGGCUUAAAGAGAUCCUUUGUUCUGAAAAACCUUCGUGGAAAACUGACAGUAAAGGAAGGCACCAGUUUACCAAAAUCGUCGUAUUCUGUAACGCUUCGUGUAUACUGUAAAUCCUUGCAGAUCAUAUCGACAAGUAUUGGCGCGGUUGAUAUCAAGAACCAUCCUCUUUAUGUGGAGUGA